AGUCAUUAUCUCUCUCCUCACGCACACACACGCUCGCUCACUUUUCGUGGGAGAAAGUAGGAAGGGGGAAAGAGAAAGGAGAGAGAGUGAUUUCAGGUCUCUCUCUGCUGUGGGUACUCAUAUCCACUCCGCUGACUCAAUGGAGCUUUAGCACUAGGGAUAUAAAAUCAAAUAUUUAUUGCCCGUACCCCUUUUACUAUUUAAAUUUGUACAUAGCAUAGGUAGAUAUAGGUCACUUAUUAAAGAAGCGAUAAGGAGAGGUAAAAGACGUCUCCAGAGGCGUGCCUUUUUCUCUUUUUUUUGCCUCACAGAAGGUCCAGUCGAAACUCUCUUCGACUGACUUUCUGUGAGAGAGGAUAACUAAUUUGAACAUAUCCUACCUUAUAGUCCAACGUCAAACAACUACAAAACUAUGGAUAUUCGAGAUUGCCCUUUUCGGAAGAAGCGGAGACCAUGGCGUGUGGACCUUUCCUCUUUUGCCUUGGUAACCCUGGUGCUCGCGCUGUGCCAACUACCCGUGGCUCGAGCAGAUCCAGUAGAUGUGUUGCGGAUGCUGCAGCUGCCCUCUCUCCCCGAGGGGGUGCGGAAGGUUCCAGGCUUCUGCACCUCCCGCCGUGCCGGCUCUGGGGACCAUGCCUACCGCAUCACCAAGAAGGCCCAGAUCUCUGCCCCCACCAAUCAACUCUUCUCAGGUCGUUUCCCGGAGAAUUUCUCCAUCAUGGCCCUGGUCAAGGCCCAUGCGGGCCUCCAGGCCUUCCUGUUGUCCAUCUACAGUGAGCAGGGUGUCCAGCAGCUGGGUGUGGAGCUGGGACGUUCCCCCGUCUUCCUGUACGAGGACCAGACCGGCAAGCCCGCCCCCGAGGACUACCCCCUCUUCAGCGGCGUCAACCUGGCCGACGGCAAGUGGCACCGCAUCGCUAUCUCCGUGUCGAAGAAGAACGUCACCCUGCUCCUGGACUGUAAGAAGCGCAUGACCAGGGCCCUGCCCCGCAGCAACAGCCCUGUGGUGGACACCAAGGGCAUCACCAUGUUCGGAGCACGCCUGCUGGACGAGGAGGUCUUCCAGGGUGAUAUCCAACAGCUGCUGAUCGCAUCCAACCCUCAGGCUGCUUAUGACUUCUGUGAACACUACAGCCCCGACUGUGUCCCCCUACCCAAGAUCCAGUCCCAGGACCCCAACACAUACGCCUCAGUGAGUGCCGUAAAAGGAGAGAAGGGAGAGCCUGCUGUCCUUGAGCCUGGUAUGUUGAUUGAGGGACCUCCAGGACCAGAAGGACCAGCAGGUCUCCCUGGACCUAAUGGCCCAUCUGGCCCUCCUGGCUCUGUUGGUGAUCCUGGCGAGAGGGGCAUCCCUGGAAAGGCUGGUAUCCCUGGUGCCGAUGGCGUCCCUGGCCCCCCUGGAACGUCCGUCAUGCUGCCCUUCCGUUUCGGAAGCAGUGGAGGAGACAAGGGUCCCGUCGUCUCAGCACAGGAAGCCCAGGCUCAGGCCAUUCUGUCUCAGGCCAGGCUGGCUCUGAAGGGACCACCUGGACCAAUGGGCUACACUGGACGCUCAGGACCCCUGGGUACCCCUGGAAGUUCUGGUCUGAAGGGUGAGAGUGGGGAUCCUGGACCUCAGGGUCCAAGGGGACCACAAGGUUUGAGCGGACCUCCCGGCAAAUCAGGAAGAAGGGGUCGUGCUGGAGCUGAUGGCGCCAGAGGCAUGCCAGGAGAGGGUGGGCCUAAGGGGGACCGUGGUUUCGAUGGCCUGCCUGGAUUGCCUGGAGAUAAAGGACACAGGGGUGAUACUGGAGGAUUGGGACCCCCAGGAGGUCCUGGAGAGGACGGAGAGAGGGGAGACGAUGGAGACAUCGGACCCAGAGGACUUCCAGGUGAACCAGGACCUCGUGGUUUGCUUGGGCCUAAAGGUCCUAAUGGAAUCCCCGGACCUCCUGGUGUGCGUGGCAACGACGGGCCCCACGGUCCUAAAGGAAACUUGGGUCCCCAAGGAGAGCCAGGUCCCCCAGGGCAGCAGGGUACCUCAGGAACACAGGGAAUGCCAGGGCCACAGGGAGCCCACGGGCCCCCAGGAGAGAAGGGCCCUACAGGAAAACCUGGUCUGCCAGGAAUGCCUGGAGCCGACGGCCCCCCUGGUCACCCAGGAAAGGAGGGACCUGUUGGCACCAAAGGAAACCAGGGUCCCAACGGUCCUCAGGGGACUAUCGGCUAUCCUGGCCCUCGUGGCAUUAAGGGAACUCAAGGUAUCCGUGGACUGAAGGGUCACAAAGGAGAGAAGGGAGAAGAUGGCUUCCCUGGAAUCAAAGGAGACUUUGGUGUCAAGGGGGAGAGAGGAGAGGGUGGAGUGCCCGGCCCCAGAGGAGAGGACGGUCCUGAGGGGCCAAAGGGCCGUGUUGGGCCCCCUGGCGAGCUCGGACCCAUCGGUCUGGUUGGAGAGAAGGGUAAACUUGGUGUUCCUGGACUUCCUGGCUAUCCUGGAAGACUUGGACCUAAGGGCUCCCUCGGUUUCCCAGGAUUCCCUGGAACCAAUGGCGAGAAGGGAACAAGGGGUCUGAUUGGAAAGUCUGGACCUAGAGGACAAAGAGGACCAACGGGCCCCAGAGGUCAGAGAGGGCCAAGAGGGUCUACUGGAAAACCAGGAGCCAAGGGUACAUCAGGAAGUGACGGCCCAUCUGGUCCACCAGGAGAGAGGGGACUGCCCGGACCUCAAGGAGCAAACGGUUUCCCUGGGCCAAAGGGACCUCCCGGACCACCAGGAAAAGAUGGACUGCCCGGACACCCUGGACAGAGAGGAGAAGUUGGAUUCCAAGGAAAGACUGGGCCACCCGGGCCUCCAGGUGUUGUUGGACCUCAGGGUCCCUCAGGAGAGACUGGCCCCCUGGGCGAGCGCGGUCACCCCGGGCCUCCAGGACCACCAGGCGAGCAGGGACUCUCCGGACCCUCUGGCAAGGAGGGAACUAAGGGAGACCCUGGUCCCCCAGGCGGCCCCGGGAAAGACGGGCCCCCAGGACUGAGAGGCUUCCCUGGAGAGAGAGGAAUGCCUGGCACCCCGGGAGGUGGCGGACUGAAAGGAAGUGAAGGCCCAGCAGGACCUCCUGGAACAGCUGGAUCCCCAGGUGAGAGAGGACAAGCAGGCAGCGGAGGCCCCAUCGGACCCCCAGGAAGACCCGGCCCCCAGGGGCCUCCAGGACCAUCAGGAGAGAAGGGAGUGCCUGGUGAGAAAGGUCCGAUCGGCCCCGCCGGUCGUGACGGUGUCCAGGGCCCAGUGGGUCUCCCAGGUGCUGCCGGAGCCAUCGGAGUUCCAGGAGAGGAUGGAGACAAGGGUGAGGUUGGAGAGCACGGCCAGAAGGGAGCGAAGGGCGGCAAAGGAGAGCAUGGUCCUCCCGGUCCACCAGGGCCAAUGGGUCCACUUGGUCAACCCGGCGCUGCUGGAGCUGAUGGAGAACUAGGAGCCAGAGGUCAGCAGGGACCAUUUGGGGCCAAGGGAGAUGAAGGAUCAAGAGGAUUCCCAGGGGCCCCAGGUCCCAUUGGACUGCAGGGAUUGCCAGGCCCAUCAGGAGAGAAGGGAGAGACUGGAGAUGUCGGACCAAUGGGUCCACCUGGCCCCCCAGGACCCCGUGGCCCUGCUGGUCCAAGCGGUGCUGACGGUCCUCAAGGUCCUCCUGGUGGUCUGGGUAACCCUGGAAACCUGGGAGAUAAGGGAGAGCCUGGCGAAGCUGGACCACCUGGAAUCGGAGGAGAGCCAGGAAAGAAGGGCCCACGUGGAGAGCACGGUGACAAGGGAGAGGCGGGACAACCUGGUGCUUCUGGCCCUGCUGGUGGAAGAGGAGGCCCUGGAGACGACGGACCCAAAGGAAACCCUGGCCCUGUUGGUUUCCCUGGCGACCCCGGUCCCCCUGGUGAACUCGGUCCCAGAGGUCAAGAUGGAGCAAAGGGAGAGAGAGGAGAGGACGGUGAACAAGGACAAGCUGGAUCUCCUGGACCCACUGGUGAGAAUGGACCUCCUGGCGGACCUGGAAAGAGGGGUCUUGCUGGAACGAGAGGACCAGAGGGACGACAAGGAGAGAAGGGAACUAAGGGAGAUCCAGGUGCCAACGGACCUCCAGGAAAGACAGGCCCCGUCGGACCUCAGGGUCAGCCAGGAAAACCAGGAACUGAGGGUCUGAGAGGACUCCCUGGAUCAGUGGGUGCGCAAGGUUCUCCAGGCCUUGCCGGCCAGAAGGGACCUCCCGGACCACUGGGACCACCAGGCUUGCCAGGACUGCGUGGCGAGGGCGGUGACAAGGGAGAGAAGGGCCACUCAGGUCUGAUCGGUCUGAUUGGGCCCCCCGGAGAGCAGGGAGAGAAGGGAGACAGGGGACUGCCGGGGCCACAGGGGACACACGGGUCCAAGGGAGAGACUGGUGUCUCUGGAGGCAAUGGGCCUAUCGGUCCUGCUGGUCCUGCUGGUAUGCCUGGUCCCCAAGGUGUCAAGGGAGCUAAGGGUGCUACAGGAGGAGCUGGUCCCAAGGGAGAGAAGGGCGUCUCAGGACCCCCUGGGCCUCCAGGUCCUCCAGGCGACGUCAUCCAGCCACUGCCCAUCCAAAUCUCCAAGAAGUCCAAGCGCUCCAUCGAUGCCAGCCGGAUGCUGUUCGAGACAGACGAGGAGGCAGUCGCAGCCGACGCCACCGGCACAGAGUUCUUGACAGGCAGUGAGGGCAUGGAGGAGAUCUUCGGCUCACUGAACUCGCUGCGACAGGAGAUCGAGACCAUGCGCUUCCCUCUGGGCACCAAGGACAGCCCUGCACGCACCUGCCAGGACCUCAAACUCAGCCAGCCAGAGCUCAAAGACGGAGAGUACUGGAUCGACCCGAACCAGGGUUGCUCUCGCGACUCUCUCAAGGUGUUCUGUAACUUCACCGCCGGUGGGGAGACCUGCCUGUACCCCAGCAAGGGCAUAGACACGGUAAAGCUCAACUCUUGGACCACAGAGAAACCAGGCUCCUGGUACAGUGAGUUUGCAACUGGCAGCAAGCUCUCGUACGUGGACUCUAAUGGAGAGCCGAUCGGCGUGGUACAGUUGGGCUUCCUGCGGCUGCUGAGUGUCCAGGCCCGCCAGAACCUCACCUACCACUGCCACCACUCCGUGGCCUGGGCCGACCGCACAGCCAAUAACGUCCACAAGAGGGCGCUGCACUUCCAGGGCGCCAACGAUGAGGACAUCAGCUAUGAGACCAGCCCAUACGUCAAGGCCCUGGUCGAUGGCUGUUCUUAUCGUAAGGGCUUCGACAGGACAGUGUUGGAGGUGAACACGCCCCAGGUGGAGCAGCUUCCUCUGCGGGACCUCAAGAUCACAGACUUUGGGGAGAGCAAGCAGAAAUUUGGCUUUGAAGUGGGACCUGUCUGUUUCCUGGGCUAAAACACAGUGCAGAGAAACAGACACGUAUAGAAUAUACACUUACACUGAUGCACACACACACUCUGUCACAAACACUGAUGCACUUAACACAAACAUUGACAUAGACAAACCAAUAUACAGUACAUGCCCAGUAAUUUGUAAAUGUAUUUCAUGAUACCAAGCACAUUCACAUACACGACCAUACACACACACACACACACACACACACACACACACACACACACACACACACACACACACACACAAAUACUGUUGUGAAACAGACAUGCACUCACUCAAGUACAUGCCCAGGGGAAAACAUCUCCCAAAUAGAAAUGGACGACAAGAGAAAAGUAGAACACAAACAUUCUCACGAAGAGGAGACCAAAGAUCGAUUGCGAGAACGAGAGAUAGCGUUCUGACCGUUAACAGAAUAAAACCGUGUUAUUUUCCAACAAACAGCUGGCCCAAAGAGCUGUCUCCUCCUUCCGUACACGCCAGAGCCCUCUGUCGCGGACCCCCCUCUCACUCCUCUCUCCUCCCCACUGUCUCUCUUUCGAGUUGUCUCACCCACUCUACCUCUCUGCUUCGCCCUGCCCACACACUUGUACAUCUCCUACAUCCAAGCCCGCCCCAUCCAAGCAUCACUUCCUGCCUCACCACAUUAAGGGGAAACCAAUGAAAGAAUGGGAGUUCCACAAAGAACAUAUAGGACCCGAAAACAGCCGAGCCUGUAGCCAACCAGGCCUGAAGACGUCUACUGUACGUCCAUGUUGUCUAGCUAAGUGAAUUUUCUAUUCAUCUCCACAGUGAAAUUCUGUACCAAACAGCCCUUGAUAUCAUACAACUUUAUCAGUCUAACAUUACAGUUAUCCUAAAGCAGGAUAUAAUAGAGGUGGGUGAAUAGAAACUUUACGGUGCUUUGUGGAGAUCGAGUGGAGUGUAAGUAAAGCUGUGAGAUCUCUAGUUUUAACACGGCUUUAACUUAAGGUGUGAAUAUCAACAGUUCUUUGCUCAGUACUGUAAUAAUAAAGUCCUAACCGCAAUGUACUGUCUCUGAACUGUAUGGCUGUUUAUUAUUGGGCAAAUAAUGUUGCAUGCAAUGGGACGGAAGGGUGUCUUUGCCUUCUCCAAGUAUCAAUGAAUCAAAAGCCAUUAACCUUGUAAAUUGUACUGAACUUGAUGUAUGGUACAUGUAUUUUUAAUAAUUGUUACAACUAUCAUACAGGCCAGAACUGGAGUUGCUAGACCAGCGAAUAGGCCACAAUGCCAUCAAACCAGUCCAGUAUUUACAGGUGUGAUGCCUGGAAUUGUAUUGUUUUAUGUAGAACACAGGUUACGUUCCAGGAUUUGUGACAUUCCAUCUCUUUUCAAGCAGGGAAGGUAUCAGGGUUAAAUAUGUAUAUGAGCUUAAUAGAUGAAGACCAAAAGUUCUCUCUUACAACAGUGAAUAAAUGCAUGCUUUCAAAAACUGUGGCAAGGUGCUAAUUAUACCAAAGCGUUAAUAUAUUCAGCAUGAAUAAUUCAAGUUUGUCUCUAUCACAGCCACAUGAUGCUGUCACCAGUUCUCCUACUGGAAAUGUGCAUUAGAAUCCAUUUGUACAGACAUAGUGAUAUUCUAUUGUAUUUAUUGAAAACAAACAGGGUGCUUUAAACAACGACAAACCAAAUAUGCCAGUCGAAUGUGGUAUUUCAUUUUGUAUUUAUUUCCUGUAGUUCUCACUUGACGGUUAAAACAAUUAAAUACAUAUUAAACAAACACUAACCCGAGUUAUCUGUGCACACCCCCUUGGUCUAUGCAUGUCAACAGUUAUGGUGAAAAAUAAAACAUGUAAUUUGUGGCCAUAUCACAUUGUAACUCUUUAGCAUUCAUGAACUGUGUUGUUACGAUUGCUUCUGUUGUAAUGAUUAAAUGGGGACUCUCCAAUGCUGUCACAUUUCAUUGCGGUUUGCCAAUGCUGGGCAGAGCUGUGCUGCAGGAGUAUGGCGAGGGGCGACAAACAGACACCGGGAUUCUACGGUUGUGAGAACACAGUGGGCAGGGGAUAGCUAGCGGGAGGGAGGGAAAAUUCUAGCAACCACCUGGGGAAAAAUUACUAAGAUUUUGUUUGUAAGUAAUGUAAUGUGGCUAUGGGGUUGAAUAUCAUUAUGGGUAUUUUGGUUUGUUUUUCUUUUGAUAUUGCAGAGAAGGGGGGAUUGACCGAAACUAAACCCAGAGGUGAAAAAAUUAUGUCCUUGUGAUUCUCGAGAGAAAAUUGCAUCUAUUGGUUAGUUUUUUUUGUUAAAGACAAAUGUUUCAACAAAAUAUGGUGCUGAAAAGAGAAAAAGUAUUAUUUUAUGUAAUUUUUUUUAAAUGUUUGUUUCUGUAAUAUAUAAUCUUUUUAAAAAGA
Molecule: messenger RNA, 7764 nt
Organism: Coregonus clupeaformis (lake whitefish)
Lineage: Eukaryota; Metazoa; Chordata; Actinopteri; Salmoniformes; Salmonidae
Product: collagen alpha-1(XI) chain-like
Molecular function (GO): extracellular matrix structural constituent; heparin binding
Source: RefSeq, a predicted model, not a curated record